Molecule: messenger RNA, 1810 nt
Organism: Microdochium trichocladiopsis
Lineage: Eukaryota; Fungi; Ascomycota; Sordariomycetes; Xylariales; Microdochiaceae
Exons: 4
Coding region: 136-1668 (510 amino acids)
Cellular component (GO): oxoglutarate dehydrogenase complex; mitochondrion
Molecular function (GO): dihydrolipoyl dehydrogenase (NADH) activity; flavin adenine dinucleotide binding
Source: RefSeq, a predicted model, not a curated record
UUUUUUUGCUCAUCCACCGUUGCAACCUGUCCGUGACGACAUCGCACCUGCCCUCAAGCUGUCGCAUCUGCUGAAAGGCACCUCGAGCUACUCGACUGCAGCUCCCAUCCCUCUUCGCUACAUCACACAUCCGCCAUGAUGGCCAGCCGCUUAAUAUCGCGGGCUUCUGCCGCCCGCAUCUCGGCCUUCCGUGCCCCAUCCUCUCUCCCCACAGUCGUUGGCUCGCCUGUAUCGCGGUGGUCGAGAGGUUACGCCUCUGCUUCUGAGGAGAAGGACCUUGUGAUUAUUGGAGGUGGUGUCGCCGGUUACGUCGCCGCCAUCAAGGCCGGCCAGGAGGGCCUCAAGGUCGCCUGUAUCGAGAAGCGUGGCGCCCUUGGCGGCACCUGCCUCAACGUCGGCUGCAUUCCCUCCAAAUCGCUCCUCAACAACUCGCAUCUCUACCACCAGAUCCUGCACGACACCAAGAACCGCGGAAUCGAGGUCGGCGAUGUUAAGCUCAACCUCCAGGCCAUGAUGAAGGCCAAGGACACCUCGGUGACUGGCCUCACAAAGGGUAUCGAGUUCCUCUUCAAGAAGAAUGGUGUCGAGUACAUCAAGGGCACCGGCUCCUUUGUCAACGAGCACGAAAUCAAGGUCGCUCUUAACGAUGGCGGCGAGACCUCCGUCACCGGCAAGAACAUCCUCAUCGCCACUGGCAGUGAGGCGACUCCAUUCCCCGGCCUCGAGAUCGACGAAAAGCGCGUCAUCACCAGCACUGGUGCUCUAUCCCUCGAGAAAGUUCCCGAGAAGAUGAUUGUCAUUGGCGGUGGCAUCAUUGGCCUUGAGAUGGGCUCCGUCUGGUCCCGCCUCGGUGCCAAGGUUACUGUGGUCGAGUUCCUUGACCAGAUCGGUGGUCCUGGCAUGGAUACGGAGAUUUCGAAGUCCAUUCAGAAGCUCUUGAAGAAGCAGGGCAUGGAGUUCAAGCUGGGAACCAAGGUUGUCAGCGGUGAUGCCUCGGGCGACAAUGUCAAGCUUGAGGUCGAUUCCGCCAAGGGCGGCAAGGCCGAGACUCUUGACGCCGAUGUUGUCCUUGUUGCCAUUGGUCGCCGCCCAUACACCAAAGGCUUGGGUCUCGAGAACGCCGGCCUCGAGGUCGAUGAGCGUGGCCGUGUUGUCAUUGACUCCGAGUACCGCACAAAAGCCUCCCACAUCCGCUGCAUUGGUGAUGUCACCUUUGGCCCCAUGCUUGCCCACAAGGCCGAGGAGGAGGCUGUCGCUGCCGUCGAGUACAUCAAGAAGGGCUACGGCCACGUCAACUACGGUGUUAUUCCCUCCGUCAUGUACACACAUCCCGAAGUCGCGUGGGUUGGCCAGAGCGAGCAGGACCUGAAGAAGGCCAACAUCCCAUACAAGGUUGGAAGCUUCCCGUUCAGUGCCAACUCUCGUGCCAAGACCAAUCUUGACACGGACGGCAUGGUCAAGAUGCUUGCCGACCCUGAGACGGACCGCCUGCUUGGGUGCCACAUUGUCGGCCCCAACGCCGGUGAGAUGAUUGCCGAGGCGACCCUUGCACUUGAGUACGGAGCCUCGACCGAGGACAUCGCGCGUACAUGCCACGCUCACCCCACCCUUGCCGAGGCCUUCAAGGAGGCUGCCAUGGCCACCUACUCUAAAGCCAUCCACUACUAGAUGAUGAGUUGUACCAACAGGAUGGGCUGGCGGAGGAAAGUCGAGCGUCGAGGCUGUUUUUGGUCGUGCCCGCCGCAGGACGGUAUAAAAGGUGUACAUUAACUUAGCAUCAUGAUACAAUCAGAAGACUUGACAAUGAUAA